Drosophila arizonae is the source of this 2707-nucleotide messenger RNA. RefSeq names its product disconnected (gene disco). Gene Ontology annotation, biological process: regulation of DNA-templated transcription. NCBI's taxonomy places the organism in Eukaryota, Metazoa, Arthropoda, Insecta, Diptera, Drosophilidae. Gene Ontology annotation, cellular component: nucleus. The record is from RefSeq and is a predicted model, not a curated record.
GACUUUUCCCUUCAACUUCUUCUGCUUGCAGCGCGAACCAAGUCCAAAACCAAACCAGGAACAAUGGAGCACAUUAUGAAUCCAUUCAUGUCGUCCGCUUAUCUGCUGGGCCACCCGCAUGCCCAUCCCCACUCGCAUCCCCAUCCCCAUGCGCACUCGCACAUGGGUGCCAAAUCGCCAGCCAGCUCGCCGGGCACAGCGGGCGUCGCGGACCGCAGCGCCGGCUGCAACAGCAGCGGCAGCAACAACCACAGCAGCCACCACAACAGCAAAUCCAGCUCACACGCCAGCUCAAAGCCGAAGCGCUGGGGCUCGCCGCCAAUCAACCUGGCCGGGCAGUUCAUCAAUCCGGCGACGGGCAAGAAGCGCGUCCAGUGCUCCAUCUGCUACAAGACCUUCUGCGACAAGGGCGCCCUCAAGAUCCACUUCUCGGCGGUGCAUCUGCGCGAGAUGCACAAGUGCACGGUGGACGGCUGCAACAUGGUGUUCAGCUCGCGGCGCUCGCGCAAUCGUCACAGCGCCAAUCCGAAUCCGAAGCUGCAUUCGCCGCAUAUUCGCCGCAAGAUUUCGCCGCACGAUGGACGCACCGCCCAGCAGUUUCCCGUGUUCCCGGCGGCUGCGGCCGCGGCCGCUGCAUUUCCGGGCCUCCUGCCGCCGCCGCCACAUCACCCGCACCAUCCGCACCACUCGCACCACCCCCAUCAUCCGGCCGUGGGYUACGGCCCGGCGGCUGCGGCGGCUCACGUCAUGUUCGGCGGACAGUCGGGUCUGCAUAGUCUCGGCCUGCUCGCUGGCCGCACGCAGCACGAGCGGCUCUUUGCGGAGGCGGACAUCGAUGCGGAUGGGGAUGCGGACGCGGAUGUGGAUGGCGAUGCAGAUGCGGACGCGGAUGCCGAGGAUGAGGGCGUCUAUGUGUAUGUGGACAUGCAUGCCAAUAGCUCCAGUCCAGCUAGUCAGGAUUGUCACAGCGAUGCAGAUGCUGAUGCGGAUGCGGAUGCGGAUACCGAGGCGGAGGCCGAAACAGAGCUGCACUGCAGCCUGAGCCUGGCCAGCAACACCAACAGUCACACCAGCUUCGAUGAGGAGGAUCGCGCGGAGCAGCCGCUCGACUUCAGCUUGCACAAGCGACGCGAGCCCGAAGCGGAACGUGAGAGGGAGAGGGAGAGGGAACGGGAACAGCCACAGCCACAGCCACGGCCAGCUGCUGCCGAGCCAGAGCAGGAGCUGUGCGAUGUGCGUCGCAUCAAACGUUCGCCCAGCCCCUGCGGCGGCAGCGGCUUCUCCAUGGAGCGCCUGCUGGGCAAGCGUCGCCGGCACGACAGCUGCGCCUCCAGCUCGCAGGAGUCGACGACGACGGCCAUCAAGAUGGAGCUGGAGCUGGACAGCGACAGUGCCGAUGCAGUGCAUCUACCCACCGACCAUGCCCACGAUCUGUCCACGCCUCUGGCACGCAAACACCUGCCCAGUGGCAGCGCCAGCGGCAGCGGCAGCGGCUCUCCCCAUCCCGCCCAUGCCGCCCACGCGCCCCCAGCCCCAGCCACACCGCAGAGCCCCCAGCCCCAGCCCAAUGCGCUCGCCGUCUCGGGUCAUGCGCUGGCUCCGUCGCCGCCCUCGCUGCUCUUCGGCAUGGACCUGGAGGAGCAGCAUCAUCUGCGGCUGCUGCAGACGCAGAUGUUUGCGGCCGCCGCAGCAGCCGCCGCCAGCAACAGUGUCGCCCAGUCGCCCGGCGCCGCCGCCGCUGCGCCCUGGAAUCUGCUCUCCGAGGUCUAUCGCUCGAUGCUGCUCAGCAGCAGCGGCGGCAGCGCCAGCAUCGCCGGCAUCGCUGGCAUCGCCGGCAGCAACCUGAAGGCGCCCCAAGCGGCGCCAACGACGCCGCAGUCGGCGCAAUACAGCGACAUGCCGCCCACCAAUGCCGCCAUUUCCGUGUAAGCGAGUACGCCGGAGGAUGGACGGAGACGCAGAGAGAUCAAGUAAUUAGAGGAGAGCCGAACAUAGGAACAGUUCUCAAUUGAUAAGCAGCAAACCCCCAGCGCGCUGCUCGCUCCCCCUCACCAUCCCCUUCCCUCCCAUUUUUUUUUGUGUGUAGCCAUGAAAUGGUUUUUAGUGUAUCCCAAAAAUUGAAAUUGAAAUUGAAAAUGAAAUUGAAAAUGAAAUUGAAGUUGAUUGAAGCUGAAUCUUGAUCUUGAUGAAAUGAUUAUAUUGGUGCCGUGCCGCACUUAGCUUUUCUACUCGUACUUGUGUUAUAUAUAAAAACAAAUUUAUUAUUAUUAUUAUUCUUUUUUUUUUAACAAAUCUAUUGCUAUCUCUAUAUAUAUAGAUAAACCUUUUUUUUUUUUUUAUAUUAUAAGAUAAUGCGACAUCUAAGUGUAUAGUAUUCAAUCCGUUCCUCAGUGCAAGUGCACCCAGUGUGGUCCAAAGAGUUUGUCUGUGUGUGUGUGUGUGUGUGUGUGUGAUUGCAUGUGUGCGUGUGCGUGUGUGUGUGCAACUCUUUCGAUCCACUGUACGGCGUACAACGAAGUAUUCAUAUUUAUAUGUAUCCACACAUAUACAUAUACAUAUACAUAUAUAUAUUAACUAAAAAGCAAAUAAUAUAUUAUGUAAUUUUAAGUGCAACAAUUUUUUUUCAUAGCCAAUAACUAUUUGUAUUUGUAACUAACUUUAUAUAGGCAUAUACCGCUAUACAUAAAUAUUAUUAUUAAAAAAAACA